This is a messenger RNA of Folsomia candida, 1535 nucleotides long. Its product is annotated as tenascin-like. The transcript is spliced from 13 exons. NCBI's taxonomy places the organism in Eukaryota, Metazoa, Arthropoda, Collembola, Entomobryomorpha, Isotomidae. The record is from RefSeq and is a predicted model, not a curated record. Bases 99 to 1361 code for a protein of 420 amino acids.
CCUCAGUCUUGCCAAGUCGUUCAUUCCAAGAAGGAAAAAUAUAUAUUUGCAAAAUCCUGUGAUCGAGGAAACUUCAAAGCCUUUCAGAACGUUUCAAAAUGAAAUUGUUCCAUCUGUUGGUGGCCGGCUUGAUAUUAUUAGCGUUCAGUUGGUCCGUGUGUCAGGCUCAGUCUACCUGUACCCAGUGCAUUGAUGGCAGCUGUGGAGCCACUAACCUUCUGGGGUGUCUUUCGGGCGGGCCACUUUGCAAUCGGACAACGAAUUGCUGUCAGUGUGUAGAAAAUAAGUGUCAAUACUCGACUGAUUGUAAAUGGAAGGCAUGUUCGGUUGGAGAAACGGCUAGUUGCAUCCUCAAAAGGGUGGGCAGCGAGUGCGUCUGUUUGAGUUAUAACUAUUGUACCGCAAAUGGGACACAAUUCUGCCCUGCUGAUAAAUUUCCUCGGAACAGCGCCUCGACUUAUGAUAGAAAUUGCCGUGUCGGUCCAGGCUUACUGGAUCCCAAUUAUGCAGAAGGGAGAGAGCAAAGAGGAUUUGCAAGACUAUGCAGAGGUGAUAGAUAUCAGGAAGAAUGCAAUUGUGUUCCAGCGGAAAAAGUCAAGUGUCGUUCUUGGGUGGAUUGCCACCAGCGAUUAACCCAAGUUGUGCAGAGCGACUGCCCAUCUACAAGCUUGGACUGCAUAAAUCGCACAUGUGCAUGCCCCCAACGGUGUGAAAGUAGGACUGAAUGUGCAUGUCAGUACGAAGAUCGUCGCUCCUGCGGUCCUAGUGGUUACUGCAACUGCGUUAAUUGGUGUCGCACUGAUCAAGGAUGCACAGAACGGCGGCAUUGCGCAAGUGGAACUAUAAGCAGAUGUGUUACAGGGUAUGGGCGAUGCACCCCUUGCCGAUUGGAGUGUAAUUCUGACUUGGACUGUGCUUCCCUAAACUGCACAGGCAAUACACAGUAUAAAAAAUGUAUCCAAGACGUCUGUUCCUGCGUUCAGUGUAAGGCUGAUUCUGACUGUGCUUCCCUAAGCUGUCCAGCAAAUAAACCGUACAAACAAUGCUACGGGAAUACGUGCACCUGCGUUGAAUGCUUGGAAACCUACCAAUGUCCCGAUUGUACUGGAUUCUCGAAAAAAUUGUGUAAGCAGAUCGGAGAUCCCAAAAAUACGUGCACAUGUUUGAAUCCAUACGGCUGUGAGAAGAAUGCCGAUUGCCACAACAACAACUCGUAUGAUUGCGGUUUAUUCUCAUUGGCACCGCCUUGCUGUUGGAGAAGGUGCGAUUUGAGUAUGGUGUGCCAAUGCAGAAGUUCUUCUGAUGCCCUUUUGGGUUGUGAAGGCGGAAGAAACGGAUUCGAGGCGCGUGCUAACUGUUAGCAACGCAGUAUUGAUGCAUAAUUUGUUUGACAACAUUAAUUUUUCUUUGAACUUGAAAUUUACCUUGACCCUCAAACUGUGUACCUGGAUUUUAAUAAUCCAUUUGAACUAAAUCUGUUAAAUACAAACAAUUCUAAAUAAUAAUUUGAUUGAAAUAAAUUGAUUUAUAAGUAA